AUGGUGCCAUCAAAGUCUUUGAGGUGCCGUCAAGCUCUUGGUGGAACCAUCAAAGGUCUUCAUGGUGCCACCAUCCAUGUUUUUGGUGCUUCCACCAUCAUUACCACGGUGCCACCAUCACUCUUAUGGUGUCACCACCACCACCAUGAUGUCCCCAUCACCAUCUCCAUGGUCUUCUCCACCACCCAGGUGCGGGACGUCCGCAUCAUCUCCGACCGCAACUCGCGGCGCUCCAAGGGCAUCGCCUACGUCGAGUUCUGCGAGAUCCAAUCGGUGCCCUUGGCCAUCGGCCUGACCGGCCAACGUCUCCUCGGGGUCCCCAUCAUCGUCCAGGCUUCUCAGGCGGAGAAGAACCGUCUGGCGGCCAUGGCCAACAACCUGCAGAAGGGCAGCGGUGGUCCCAUGCGUCUCUACGUGGGGUCUCUCCACUGCAACAUCACCAAGGACAUGCUGCGCGGCAUCUUCGAGCCCUUCGGCAAG
Antrostomus carolinensis (chuck-will's-widow) is the source of this 480-nucleotide messenger RNA. Its product is annotated as probable RNA-binding protein 23. Gene Ontology annotation, biological process: mRNA processing. Lineage: Eukaryota; Metazoa; Chordata; Aves; Caprimulgiformes; Caprimulgidae. The record is from RefSeq and is a predicted model, not a curated record. Gene Ontology annotation, cellular component: nucleus. The annotation marks the transcript as partial. Gene Ontology annotation, molecular function: RNA binding. The transcript is spliced from 2 exons.